AUGAAGUUUAAUGAUUAUAUAUUUAUUUUCACGAUCUUUACAAUUAUUUCGUUUGCUAUUUUACCAAUAACAACGCAAAAUUAUUUUACGUAUUAUGACAUACCAACUGUGAACGCCAGCAAGAGUACACCCACUAUAUUUGAUAUUAUUAAUUACAGUGAUAACAAGAUAAUCCUCCGCAUAAUUCGUCCCGAUUUAUCGAUCCCUUCUGAAGAAGGUUUACUUUGGUUGGAUAAAUACUUGUCACUUCGCACGAUUUAUCCUGAUGGGAAGGUUGUACCAAUUGACAUUAAAUUAGAUAUUCAAGAUUUUAACUUUUGUUUAACAAACGAAGUUUAUGGAAUUGGGAGUCCUAUUAAAAUUUAUCCUAUAAGAAGCAAAUUUUUGUUAGUUACUUAUGCGGAGGCCGCGGAUCUAAAUGAUCCUUUCACUUACAUUGAAAAGGCAAUGGUCAUUGAUUUAAAUGGAAAUAUUUACGGUAACACUACAUUUAAAUCUACCUAUGUAGAUGUUGUCACUAAUCAAUGGUUGCCUGAUCAAGCUGGAAUUUUUGUAAAUUACAAUUCUUACAAAGGGUUUCUCCGUGUAAUACCAAUUACAAAUACUUCUGACUUUGGCUUCGAGCGAUACGAAGUAACUGGAGACGGAAAUAUCUUAUUUCUUGUGCAAGAUAUCUUAAAUUUUAAAGAAUCUCUUAGCCUUAUGUUAACAGCCAUUCCAAUGGUGGAUGGUAGAUACGCAAUUGUCUACGCAAAUUCCACGGAUUCCGAAGUUACUUCUAUUAUUCCUCAGGAAGGAUUAUACAUAUUAAUCUUAGAGUACGACAAAGAGACUGAACGAGAACCAGCUGUUCUUUAUCAAACUACAAUCCAUGGUUUAAAGUUUACUGACAUUAAUUGCGAUGUUUCUUAUGUAGGAAUUGGGCAAGUCUGUAUAGUAACAGGAGAAUAUACAAUUGGUGCGGUUAAAGAAACCAUUUAUUUUAAAUUUGAUUUUCUUUCAUGUGGAACCGCAUAUAAUUUUAAACCAUUGAAGAUUCAAACGAAUCCAUUAAUUGAGUAUUAUGCUGUUCAAUUAUUACCAUAUGGAGGUUAUUUAUUAAGUGGAAUAGGAAGUGUUGAUAAUAUAACUAUAGUUUAUGGUUAUGUUUUUAAUGAUGAUGGUGAAGUUUAUUCUUGGAAUCUUCCAAACAUUGUCGAGUCAAACGUUAUUGCUGGUAGCACUAUUCUGAGAAAUAAUACUUUUGUGCUUGCUCGAGUCGGAGAAAAGCCAAGAUGGGCUUUGAUCACCACGGAAUUGCAUAAAUUUAAUGAGGAUCGAGAUCAUGGAUAUAAUAAUUUCCAUAUCGCUUCCACGACUCCAAGUAUUGAUGACAUGAUUCCAUCUGAUUUAGAGUUCCUCAAUAUUAAAUAUUAUAACAAAGUUGAAUUAUCAAACGGUAACAUUACAAUUUUUCAAGACGAUGGUAAUAUACGUCAAACCACUUCGGGAAUCAACGGCAGAUAUGUAUCUUAUGGUGAUGAUACUACUAUUAAAGUUGCAAUACUUAAAUCCACAUUCAAUCAACCUGGCAGAAGAUAUUAUGUUUCAAUUGAUAAUAAUUCUGUAAAAGACAAAAUUUACCAAGAGCCUCUCUAUGGUGUAAACGACCAUGUAUGGUCGUUUACUACAACACAAACUGAAACUGAAAUUAGUUCAGAUGACGUUAUGGGACAAGUUCGAUUGACUCCAGAAGGAACUUCUUAUUUUCUUUAUGAAGCCGAUCGCGAAGUUUUUCUUAUGAAAUUAAAACGAGAAUUAGCUGAUGCAAUUCCCGUCAAUCCUAAUCGCAUAACUACCAAUGAAGGAUUUGAAAUCGAUACUUCAGUUUCUCAAAAACAAAUCUUUUUAUCCAUUGACAUUAAAAAAAUGGAGACUGAACAAGAAAGAUCAGUUAGUUUGGCAAUUAUGGAUUUAGAUAGUUUGAUUAAGAAUAAACCUAUCACUGUUAUCGCCUCAGGUGAAUCAACCAGUUAUUUAGAUGAGGAUUAUGGAUAUAAAACUCUCCCUAAUUGGCGGAAAACUUAUGGAUCAGCUCUCCUUGGAAUAUUUGCAAUCACAUUAGUAUUGAUUUGUUUUUUCUUUUACGCCAAACGUAAAAAUGCUGACGCAAAAAAUACUGUAAUAUUUCAACUUGGUAUCAUCAUUUUUGAUGUCAUCAUGGAUAUUACUUUUAUUAUUACAAAAGCCAAAAAUAUUGAAGCAUUAUAUAUCCCAAGCAUUUUAUUUACGAUAGGUCCAUUUAUCAUAAGUGUAAUAAUUGCAUUUGUCAUUAUUAAAAAGGAAGAAAAAAUGAGAGAAUUUUUUGAAUGGUCAAGAGAGAAUAAAAAGGUUGUAGACGUGUUCACAGUAUUAGCAGGAUCUGAGGUUGAAUUAUUAACAAUACUUGAAUCUAAAGUAAUUAUUGGAGGUAAUAUUGUAGGAAGAUUAUACAGAUUUAGAGAUUAUAAAAGAGUAGUGUAUGAAAGUGCAGAUAAUGAUGAAUCAAAUGUAAAAAAAGAACCAUGA
This is a messenger RNA of Funneliformis mosseae, 2547 nucleotides long. The record is from the annotation of a GenBank genome assembly. Lineage: Eukaryota; Fungi; Glomeromycota; Glomeromycetes; Glomerales; Glomeraceae.